Molecule: messenger RNA, 411 nt
Organism: Saccoglossus kowalevskii
Lineage: Eukaryota; Metazoa; Hemichordata; Enteropneusta; Harrimaniidae
Product: death-associated protein kinase dapk-1-like
Source: RefSeq, a predicted model, not a curated record
AUGGGUGUUAUAAAGAUGCUCUUAGACCAAAAUAUAGAUAUCUAUUCAGUAGACAGAGAAGAGAGAAAUGCAUUACACUUGGCAGCAUCAAAGAACACUGUGGAUGUUAUAAAGAUGCUCUUAGACCAGAACAUAGAUAUCUAUUCAGUAGACAGAGAGAACACUAUGGGUGUUAUAAAAAUGCUCUUAGACCAGAAUAUAGAUAUCUAUGCAGUAGACAGAGAGGAGAGAAAUGCAUUACACUUGGCAGCAUCAAAGAACACUGUGGAUGUUAUAAAGAUGCUCUUAGACCAGAAUAUAGAUAUCUAUUCAGUGGACAGAGAGGAGAGAAAUGCAUUACACUUGGCAGCAUCAAAGAACACUGUGGAUGUUAUAAAGCUACUCUUAAACCAGGAUAUGUUCAUGCAGUAG